This is a messenger RNA of Paramecium tetraurelia, 540 nucleotides long. RefSeq lists its product as uncharacterized. NCBI's taxonomy places the organism in Eukaryota, Ciliophora, Oligohymenophorea, Peniculida, Parameciidae. The transcript has a single exon. The record is from RefSeq and is a predicted model, not a curated record.
AUGUCAAAUAAAGUACAGUUUAUCGAAUAAAACUAUACCGAAGGAUUAUUGUAGGUUCCGGAACAUCUCAUAGGACAAGUCUCCAAAAUCUUAUAGGAUUAAUUUGGAUUUACAAUUGAAGAAAGAGUUAGAUAGCAAACUCCAUAAUAACAAAAAGUAUUGAGAUAAUAAUUAAACUUAAUUGUAUAAAUAUUAUUGUGUAGCUUCAAGAGAUAUUGCAUACUUAAUUAAUAAACAACUAUUAAAUAACAAAUAGAAAAUAUUUAAUUGAAAAAACAAUUUUCUAAAAAGUUCUGCCUAUUUGAUCUACAUUAAUUGUUAUAUGAAAAUUAAUUUAGCUAAGAAUUUAGAGAUGAAUUUGAAAAUUACUUAUGUAAUGGUUCAGCUGAAAAAGAUCUAAAAGAAUCAAGAUAGAUUACACAAGAUUUAAAAAAAGAACUAAAAAAACUAAUCAGUUAAUUAUUACUCGAAGUCUUAAAAGGCAACCCAAUUACAAGUUUAUUGAAACAUCGUUUGAAUAUAAAAAAGUUUAGCAAUUGA